Messenger RNA from Sycon ciliatum, 2734 nucleotides. RefSeq names its product septin-7-like. The coding region runs from base 223 to 1521 and encodes 432 amino acids. Gene Ontology annotation, cellular component: septin ring; cell division site; microtubule cytoskeleton. The transcript is spliced from 13 exons. The record is from RefSeq and is a predicted model, not a curated record. Lineage: Eukaryota; Metazoa; Porifera; Calcarea; Leucosolenida; Sycettidae. Gene Ontology annotation, biological process: cilium assembly; intracellular protein localization; cytoskeleton-dependent cytokinesis. Gene Ontology annotation, molecular function: molecular adaptor activity; GTP binding; GTPase activity.
AUCACUCCGACACCGUGUAGUGCAGGCGAAGUGUGCCUCUUGCCUUUCAGUGAAAUCGUCCUCUAUUUUGUGUCCUCUCGUGGCUUGGCCUGACGUUCCGUGCAUACCAGCCGAUUGGAGGUAUCACAGUCAUUGGUUUGGGCAGAGUUUUAGGGAGUAGUCGAGGUGAAGGGCGUAGUAAUUAUUGGUUAUCGUUCUUGCCGGUGAAGUACUCCUCUCAAGAUGGCUGGUGCUGUGAAAGAGAUGGAGCAUUACGUUGGAUUUGCUAAUUUGCCGAACCAAGUCUUCCGAAAAUCUGUACAGCGUGGAUUUGAAUUCACCCUCAUGGUUGUCGGGCAGUCAGGUCUCGGUAAAUCCACGCUACUUAACUCGCUAUUCCUGUGCAAUCUGUACUGCGAUGCAGUAUAUCCACCUGCAGAGAAGAGAACACCAAGCACAACAAAGGUUCAAACAUCCAGUGUCGAACUAGCCGAAGGUGGAGUACGCUUGAAGCUCACAUUAGUGGACACGCCAGGAUUCGGCGACAGCGUAGACAACAGCCAAUGCACCAAGCCGAUUGUAGAUCACAUUGACCAGCAGUUUGAGGAGUACCUCAACGCACAGUCGGAAAUCAAGCGUGUCGCCGUGCCCGAUCGACGUGUACACGCCUGCCUGUAUUUCAUUGCGCCCACCGGCCAUGGCCUCAAACCUCUCGACAUUGCCGUCAUGAAGGAACUCCACAAAAAGGUCAACAUCAUCCCGCUGAUUGCCAAGUCAGACACGCUAACAACUGAAGAAUGUGAAAUGUUCAAGAAGAGGAUCCUAGAAGAGAUUGAGCAGAACGAAAUCCAGGUGUAUUCAUUCCCCGCUUCUGGUGAGGAUGAAGAGGAUGUCGAACUAAAUAAGCAGAUGCGGGAUCGUAUGCCAUUUGCAGUAGUCGGUAGCAACACAACUGUCACCGUUGGUGGCAAGAAAGUUCGCGGCCGGAAAUACCCAUGGGGAGUGAUUGAUGUGGAGAACCUGGAGCACUGCGACUUUAGUGCACUGAGAAACAUGCUUAUCCGCACGCACAUGCAAGAUCUGAUCGAGACCACCGACCAUGUCCAUUUUGAGAAGUAUCGCUACAACAAGCUAGCAUCGGCAGUCAAUCCACAAUUCCAGUCAAAGGGAUCCGAAGCAAGAAAUCCACUGGCGCAAUUCGAACUGGAGAAGAAGGAGCAUGAGGUGAAGAUGAUGAAGAUGCAAGAAGAGAUGGAGCAGGUGUUUGAGAUGAAGGUGAUGGAGAAGAAGCAGAAGUUGAAGGACUCUGAGCAAGAUCUCCAGAAACGCCGUGACGCCAUGCAGGCUAACAUCGACAAACAGCAGAGGGAGUUGGAAGAUCGGCGGCGGCAGUUCAACGACGACAAAGCAGAAUUUGAAGCGCAGCAGCGGAAGUAUGAGCAGGAGAGGGACGCGAUGGCCCUCACAAAGACCAACUCGCUAAGUCAAUCUCAAAAAGCCCCGAAAGACAAGAAGAAGGACAAAAAGGGAUUGUUUUCAUGAUCCAGUUCUGCGGUGUGAUAUCUAAUGCCAGAGUUCUGUUUGCCAUUACCGCAGUAAAGUUAUGGGAUGGAGAGCGUAGCUGGAGGGCAGUGUGUGGUAUACCAGCCUUACAUCAUCACAACUUGUCCGUCUCAGGGUUCCUUUUUGUGUCGAUCCUAGGUAGGCGUCUUUUUGUAUACAUUGUACAAAUGAGUUCACAACCAACUGAAGAGUAUCAUCGGAGAUUGCAUGUGCAUUAGAUAUCAGUGUUCUAUUUUUGGCUAUUUGGAGAUGAUCUGUCCCCUUACUAUAAGCUAGAUAGUCGCUUUGCCAGCAAUAUGUCCCUGCUGUGCAGAUGCAAUGAAGAAGACGUCCGGCUGCAUGCUGGCAUCUUGCGUUUGUGGGAUGCACGCUGCUAGGCUGUUCUUUGCCGGUUGCUUUGCCACCGUAGUACGUGAGAUGUGGACAUUUGCGUACUGCGUGUAUAGGCCCUUGCCCCUCUGUACAUGCUGCCAUUGACUUGAGGUAUCUGUGCUAAUACUGUAAUAGGCUGUGUGAGAACAUUUUUCAAAGUUUGUGUGGGACAUUCAUUUGCAGUGUGUGUGUUCAUUCCGACAAUUGCCAUGGUUUUGAUUUGGUAUUAUGUUUUGGUAUUGAUUUCCCCCCUCGCUCCGUUGCCCCGCUCUCGUACCUCGCAUCAUGAUCAUGAUGGUCCAUGGUGUGCAGCAAACAAAGGCUGUGCGCGUAUUGCUCAGCUUGUUCUCUUUCAGUGAGUAGCGUACACAAUACUAUGCCCCAUUGCUGCUCUUGCUGCUGCUGCUUCUGCUGCUUCUGCUGCUUCUGCUGCUGCUCUUCCAACAGACCACCAAUGGCAAUGCCCUAUAUUGUGGUCACCAUAUGGUCUCUAGUCUUUCCGUUGCCGAGUGUGUACAUCUGUCAAAGUUUGCGGCUGUCUUUACGGUAGUGAUUCCUGCAGCUGUUGCCGCUAUUUCUAGUAGUUCGCUUAGUUUCCCUGCCCCUCUAUCCCAAACCACCGUGAGAACUAUGUCUCCAUUCUCUCUUUCUGAUCAUCUAGUUACUCUGGUCUCUAGUUACUCGCUGGUUGUUCCUCUUCUGGCUCUGCCACUUGUACUUUAGUCAGGGGGCAUUCUCUUUCCUACGUUUUCCUACUGUGCUUAUCUGUCACUCUCUGUUCUUUUCUUAGUUCUUCUACUUAGCAGCUGCAUGCACAGGC